GGAAGUGACUUGACCCAAUAUUUAUGAGCAAUGUAGAUCCGCCCCUAAGUGACUUCGGCAGCUUAACGGAUAUGGAGUUCGGGGCAUGACAGUCUUGCCUUCAGAUUCCGGGGAUCAGGCUCACUGAAAGGCACUUGAAAAGCAGACUUCCAGAUAUUUGUGAAGCACUAUAACACAAGGGUGACAGAGCAUAUCCUUGUCCCUACGUUCGUAGGUGACCGAGGCUAAGAAAUACGCAACCCCACUGUGUCCAGAAAAAUCUGCAGUUGCUACUAAGCUGGCCUCUCAAGGCAUUUUUACACAAAAGCCGUUCAUCCUAUCGAUGCAGAGAAGAUCAAGAACAAUGUCCGAUCCGAGCAGGCUGAAGUUCUUCAAGGUGUUCGUCGAAACACAGAGCAAAGAGCGAUUGAGGAUCCCUGUUUACCUCAUGCAUAUGGAAGGCCAGAAACCUCAAGUCUUUUGCUUGUCGGGUUCGAGUGGGGAUGCAUGGCAAGUCAAUUUGGUAGAAGUACUAGAGAAAGACUCCGAUGAGUUGUACUUCACGCAUGGAUGGGCAACCUUCGUGAAGGACAAUUUAAUUGAACAUGGGCACUUACUGCUCUUUCAAUAUGCUGGUGAGUUGAACAUUAAGGUGGAGAUUUUCAGUCGCUCUGGCUGCCCCAAAGAAGCUGCAUUUCAUGCCAGGUGCUCUCAAAGCAAGGUUGUAGACCAUUUGCCUGAGCUAGAUGUUCCUCUAGUCAAAAUCCAAAGUUCCUACGACCAUACACGAGUCCAAUCUGCGUUGUGGUUACAUAGUAAAUCCUCAUCUCUCUGUUACUAGGGACUAACGAAAUGUGAA
Messenger RNA from Punica granatum (pomegranate), 838 nucleotides. The record is from RefSeq and is a predicted model, not a curated record. Lineage: Eukaryota; Viridiplantae; Streptophyta; Magnoliopsida; Myrtales; Lythraceae.